GUACAUAGCAGUAAAACUUUGAAAAACAGGUUUUUCCACGAUGUAGGUGAGGGUACUGUCCUUAAUAGUGACAUGUCAGAAAGAUGCAGCAUGUAAUUAAACUGCGUGCCACAAGUCAUUUCGUGAAAUAAAGUAUUGUGAAAAACCAGGUUAGGGAUACACGAGAUUUUUUAAAAACACAGUAAAUGGGUCAUUGCAACGCUAGCUGCAGCUUUGUAAGACCAAUCCAUUACUUCAAUUGUAUUACAUUUAUAGUUUUACUCGUCUCGCCCUUCAGGAAAGUUUUAUGGAAUGCAUUUACUGUAACCUAAAAGAAGAUCUGGAGCUCACACAGCGAAGCGAGUAUACACUUUGCAAGGACGACGAGUUGAUAUAUUAGAUUUCGUUGGAACUCAUAUUUCCCAGGGACUCUAGCAAAACAUUACAUUUUAAGACGCGAUUGAAUUAUUCGAUCUUUCGUUACAGCUUAUUCAACUUCUGCUUUCUUACAUCAAAGGGCAUGCUGAAUACCGCAGUUUUAUUUUAAAGACUUCGUUUGUUAUGCAUAUAAUCUGUUAGUUAUAGUUCAGUAAGAACUGUAGUCCGUCAUACCUAUAUUUUUCUGCUAGACAGCGGGCUAGUGUUUCGUUCUUUGUACUCUCCCUUCGUCUAAAUUACUACAGGCGAGUGGGCGAUUUUCAUUUCCAAGACUGCAUAUAACAACGAAAGGCAGAGCACGAGUAAGCAGAGCAAUUAAAAUGCAAUAGUUGCUUUCAGUCCUUCUGUAAGACAAUGUACUAUAUGCCAAUAUAUAAACUAUAAACUAUUUGUUUUAACGGAGUAAGUCAACUAUAAUUGUAUUUUUGAGUAAUUUGAACUACACAAAAUAAUCCCCAAGCACUAAUUUAUCACCUCCAAUUUUUAUUUAUCACGCUAAUUAGGGGAUCUGGAUUACGGAGUUUAGAUUCACAGAUAAUCCCAAAAACAUUAUUUAGCGACCGAUCGACGUAUCCCUUUGAAGGGACGAUUUUUAAACGCGUUUCGCAUUUCACAAAACCACAGUAAUAUCUUUUCGGGUGCAACACUCCCCCCAGUGCAGUUCAUUCCCAGUCCAUGUCUUCCUUUAUGCUAAAGCCGUCCGGGGGUGCUGAUGCGGUCACUGUAAAGCUUUAAGAUUUAUCUAAUCGCGCUACUUAACCCAGAUCGAAAGUGAUUCUCCUCGAUUCUGAAUUGCAUACUUUGCCGCAGUCUAGAAAAUCAGUGGACUUUACCACUGUGUUGUAAAAUACAACCCUUGUAAAAAACAGCUGAUCUUAUCUCUUUAGGUCGUUCAGUUUUUUAAUGCGGAGCAAGGGAAUAACUGUUACUCAGCUGUAAUAGAAAUCAAAGGGCGGAAACGAUCGUGCAAUCGUGAACCGAAACAGCGCAACUAAUAAUGGCUUGUGAACACCAACAAGCUUAAGAUGCAUUCAUGUGUGUAGAUAGUUUGACAAGCAGCUUGACCGUUGAAUCGACUAAACUACUCUUUGCAGAUAGCUGGGGAGAUUCUCAGCUGCUUUAAACAAUUUCCUCACAAUUUGAAUGAUGACCCAGAGGGAUGGACAGCACCUGUGGAGGAUGAAGCAUUUUAACAAGCCAGUUUAUUGCAACGUGUGCCAAAGCAUGCUGCUCGGACUCCGCAAACAGGGCCUCUGCUGCACUAGUUGCAGGUACACUGUCCAUGGGCGCUGUGCCAACAAAAAUCCUGCCCCUUGCACCCGUACCUAUGUCAAAUCCAAAAAAGACACGGGGGUAUCCUCUCAUGACUGGGUCAGUGGGAACUGCGACUCGGGAAAGUGUGACAAGUGCCAGAAGAAGAUUAAGAGCUCCCAUGGCCUGACGGCCAAACACUGCGUUUGGUGCCACACUAUGCGCCACGGUGAGUGUGUUAACCUGGAGCCACUGGAGUGCAGCUGCGGGCUGCUGAGGGACCACAUCCUCCCCCCCUGGGCCAUAUACCCAGUCAUCAAGGAGCGGCCAAACGGGUCUGCUGGCAUGGUGGAUGAUUCGGAACCAAACACCACUCCGGACGGCCAGGUCCUGCAGAUCAGCCCCAUUCCGGACACACACCCCCUGCUGGUGUUCGUCAAUCCGAAAAGUGGGGGAAAGCAGGGCGAGAGGGUCCUCCGCAAAUUCCAGUACCUCUUGAACCCACGACAAGUUUAUAAUCUCUCCAGUGGAGGCCCAGGACCAGGUCUACACUUCUUCAGAAACCUGCUGGACUACCGGAUUUUGGUGUGUGGAGGGGACGGCACUGUCGGCUGGAUCUUGGACGCUAUAGACAAAGCCAAUCUCGUGGUGCGCCCCCCAGUGGCCGUACUACCUCUGGGCACAGGAAAUGACCUGGCCCGCUGCCUCCGGUGGGGCGGAGGCUAUGAUGGAGAGGAUCUGGGUCGGAUCCUGAAGGAAAUUGAUGGAAGCUGCCAAGUACUGAUGGACCGCUGGAGCGUGCAAGUGAUCCCAGAGGAUAGCCAGGAGAAGGGGGACCCUGUGCCAUAUGAAAUCAUCAAUAAUUACUUCUCCAUCGGCGUGGACGCUUCCAUUGCCCACCGCUUCCACAUGAUGAGGGAGAAGCAUCCUCAGAAAUUCAACAGCAGAAUGAAGAAUAAGCUGUGGUAUUUUGAAUUCGCCACCACUGAGACGAUUUCAGCUUCCUGUAAGAAGCUGAAAGAGUGUCUCACUAUUGAGUGCUGUGGAACACCUCUUGACUUGAGUAGCCUCUCUUUAGAAGGAAUUGCCAUCCUUAAUAUUCCCAGCAUGCAUGGUGGCUCAAAUUUGUGGGGUGACCCCAAAAAGGUCGACAGCAAGAGCUCUGCUGAACGGGAGUUGCCAGAGGUCAUCGUUGACCCCGAUAUCCUUAAAACAAGCCACCAAGAUCUGAGUGACAAGCGUCUGGAGGUGGUGGGGCUGGAGGGGGCGAUGGAGAUGGGCCAGAUCUAUACAGGCCUGAAAAGCGCUGGCCGUAGGCUAGCCAAGACCUCACAGAUCACUAUCAGGACAAAGAAGGCUUUGCCCAUGCAGAUUGACGGGGAGCCGUGGAUGCAGCCGCCCUGCACGAUACACAUCACACACAAGAACCAGGCCCGCAUGCUAAUGGCCCCACCUGCCAGAUCAUCUAGUUUCUUCAACCUCAAGUAGAUCUUUCAACAGAAAUGGAAGCCUGGGAUCAUGCCUCAGUUGAGUCUUCACCCUGUACAGUAUUGCUGGGAUAUUAAGCUGCCUCAUUUUGUGAAGUCUGUCCUUGUGCAUGUGAGACAAACCGCGAGCGGUUGAAAUACAAGCAAAUAAAAAUGUGCCAUUAACCAGUCAAGCGCCCCUUCGUCACGGGCUAAGAGACGCCGCGCUUUGGCCAGCCUGGAACUCGCUUCUGAACGCCAUAUGCAGCCUUCAGCUCAACCUCAAAAGGUUGUCGAGCACCGAGUGCCACUUUAUUGCAUGUGACGCACAUGCUUGUUAGGGCUGUGAGGCUAAUUGAGCUCAGUCUUCUGUUUUUAGGGACGGUGUUACAGUCUUAAGCUAUGCUGUGUAAUGAGCUUUUAUGCGGAAGAGGUUUGCAAUCCUGCUGACUGUGUAUGUAAAACAACUUAAUCUUUAGCAAUUUCCCAUUUACAACAGCAGAUGUUUAAAAGUUUUAGUGCAUUUUAGUGUUUGAUCUUUAUCUUAAAAUUACACCUGUAUGUUUGAUCUGGACUGUAGUAGUAAGGCAUCCGUUAAUUUAUUUGCUUUUCUGUAUAUUUUGGAAAAUGGCCCUUUGCAAAUCCUGAGAAUGAUUGUGGUGUAACCUUUCUCACUAAAAGGUCUUCAUUUAGAAUUAAAGGAUUAUGAAAUGUUU
Messenger RNA from Paramormyrops kingsleyae, 3850 nucleotides. RefSeq names its product diacylglycerol kinase, alpha a (gene dgkaa). NCBI's taxonomy places the organism in Eukaryota, Metazoa, Chordata, Actinopteri, Osteoglossiformes, Mormyridae. Gene Ontology annotation, cellular component: plasma membrane. The record is from RefSeq and is a predicted model, not a curated record. Gene Ontology annotation, biological process: phospholipase C-activating G protein-coupled receptor signaling pathway. Gene Ontology annotation, molecular function: ATP-dependent diacylglycerol kinase activity; calcium ion binding.